CGACAUGCUAUGCGGCACAUGUAAACUAUAUCUGGUGUUAAAGGUAAGGAUUUUCCUUUCUGCCCUGAAAACCAUGGUGAUCUGAGUAUGUGAUUUAUAACUCUGAUGUCUUAUUGUUUUUAUAUAUAGAAUUUCUAAAAAAAAAAUGCUCAGAUAUCAAUUUUAUUUUCAGUAUAAUUGUGGAACUAGUGGCAUAACAUGUAUUGUGAAAUACGUGGUUUUGGUGUAAACUAUUUAUUGUUUAGAAGGUAAGAAUGGAGACUCAAGUAUUACCGUGUUCUCGCAGUGCAACUAAGCUUAAAGGGACACUAUAGUCACCCAGACGAAUUUUGCCUCAAUCGCGCAGAGCGUCCAUAGGAAAGCAUUGAGAAAUGCUUUCCUACGGACAGCUUGAAUGCGCAUUCAGCUCCGGUGAUGUCGGAUGGGGAGGAGAGGUCACCAGUGCCGAGGGAGCCUGGUGCUGGAAUAAGGUAAGGGCCACGGAAGGGGGGCCAUGAGGGUGGGGGCACCCUCAGAGCACUAUAGUGUCAGGAAAACCGCUUUGUUUUCCUGACACUAUAGUGAUCCUUUAAUGCAAAGUUAUUUAACUGGCACGUUUCUAGUGUCCUUGGUUUAUUAUUUAAUCUGGCUUGUGAGUUAAAACCCAUGUUUGCAAAUCUAGUAGUUCUGAAAACCCAGACUAUAUAUUCAGCAACUUUGUCACCCACUUUCCACCCUCCCAAAAAAAGAGCAUUUCGUAAUGAUAAACUCUUCAUGAAAUACUAACGCAGUUAAAGGACCACUAUAGUGCCAGGAAAACAUACUCGUUUUCCUGGCACUAUAGUGCCCUGAGGGUGCCCCCACCCUCAGGGACCCCCUCCCGCCCGGCUCUGGAAGGGGAAAGGGGUUAAAAACUUACCUUUUUCCAGCGCUGGGCGGAGAGCUCUCCUCCUCCUCCUCCGAUCCUCCUCCUGGACUGAAUGCGCACGCGCGGCAAGAGCUGCGCGCGCAUUCAGCCCGUCGCAUAGGAAAGCAUUUACAAUGCUUUCCUAUGGACGCUGGCGUGCUCUCACUGUGAAAAUCACAGUGAGAAGCACGCAAGCGCCUCUAGUGGCUGUCAAUGAGACAGCCACUAGAGGAUUUGGAGGCUGGAUUAACCCAUUCAUAAACAUAGCAGUUUCUCUGAAACUGCUAUGUUUAUAAAAAAAAAUGGGUUAACCCUAGCUGGACCUGGCACCCAGACCACUUCAUUAAGCUGAAGUGGUCUGGGUGCCUAGAGUGGUCCUUUAAAGGAUAUCAUAAGAUGGACUACUUUGUCUUAUGCAUUUUUUCCUAAAUUUUACAAAAUGCGGUCACGAUUUGUCAAUUCACCAAGCCAUCACUAGCUUGAAUGGCUGUGAAGAAAAAGGCAUUGUCUAUGGAGGUUAGUCCAUGUACAUUACCAGUGUUGUAGUCUUGUGCAUGUGCGACAAUACAACACUGAUGUGGGCUAGUGGCAGGUAUAGAGCACCGGCUGGACAAGCAUGGCGCUGGCUGCAAGGCACAGCUUCAGGUAAGUAAAACUUACUGCAUCCCCGGGCUACUGAACACCAAGCGACGAUGUCCCCAUCAGAAAUCUUUUCAAAAUAUGCAAAAACCCUUUAACUUUAACAGUGUCCACAUUAUUUUUUAUAGAAGUGCAGACAUCAAGAGAGAUCAGUACUUUUUAAAAGUAUAUUACAGUAGUUGCUUUCUCUUGGCUGCCAACCAGACAUCCGACUGUGUGCUCUUUACUCGCUUUGUACCUUUAGCACAAUGCUAAAGUGAGGGCAUGUGCAAUUUACAUCCAAUUCAUCGGAUUGGCCAAGAGAUCAUCAGUUGUGAUCAUCCCUUUGAGGAAAAGGGGACUUAUGGUGACAGACACAAAUUAAAUCUUUAUUUUGUUUCUUGGCGGGAGGGGGGGGGGGCAGAAAACACUUUGGCAAUAAAUGUAUUUAUAAUUCUGGAGUGUUCCUUUUAUUGAAAGUCCAAGAUAUAAUGAAAAUUAUAUAAGACAAAAAAGGGAUGAUUUGUCUUUGCUAAAUGGAGGCCAGUGUUUGGCGAAAUGUACAAAAGUCAGCAUUUCAGAGAGCUUUUUCAAUUGUAUCUUAAAAUUUUCCAUCACUUGCUUAGUAUUAUCUACCAGGAGGUGAAGAUGGAGUAUUUCCAGAGAAUAGAGAGCAAUAUUGCAAAGUAGAUAGUUCUUGGCAUGCCUUGAGCCCACUUUCAUUAUAAUAUAAUAAAAAAAUAGAAAAGGAACAAAAUGUAAUUUCCCCCCUCCCUUCUUCUAAUCCUUUUCUCAGGGAGGGGGACACUGCAGGGCCUGCUGGUACGGUUGUAUUCAGUAACUCUGCCUGCAGGCAGAGUUCAGUCUUCUUGCGAGCUCCUUGGACCAUUGUCUUGGUGACCUGAGGCAAUGCUCUGAAUUGCCCAGCUCACGGGAGGAACUUUCAAUCUCCCGGCUCCUCUCUCUCUUCGCUUUCCAAUCCACAAGAACAAACUACCUUUGGAUUGGUGAGGGAGAUCUUUGUUCUCCUCCUCUUGCCAGUGAAGGCACACAGUGUUACAGCCCAUGGACUGGCCUCAUAAAGGGCUGUGUAUUGGACAGAAUACAAAUUUGUAUUCCUUACACUAUGGAAUCCCUUCUGCUGCCCCUCUUUGAGCCUGGAAUUUACCUUGCGAAUUAGAAGCAUUCCAGUGGGCAUCAAAAAGAGGACAUCGCCGUAUGUAACAAGUUCCGUAUAAGAAGCUUUAUUAAAGAUUAGAAAGUGUGCUUACAGAAUUGUUGCUUAAUAUUCAUUAAAUACUGAGGUCUGUGCUGAGAAGAGAUUUAAGACUUUCUUCCACUGCAGGCUCUUUCUCCUAUUUUUAGCUGGAUUCGGAAGUUCCGUUUGUUCUAUUACCUUGGUAAGCAAACACGUUUAAUCUCUUGUUGGAUACCUUCUCAAUGUUCGAAGUCUCCAACAAGAGACCAAAUGUGUUUGGUUACUGUGACAAACGAUCCUUGGUCUGGACGUUGUCCACAAAUUCAUGGAGGAGUGUAAAAGCUGGCCUCCUGCCCACUGACUAUGGGCCUUAUACAAAAACUCUGUUUGGAAGUUAAAUCUAACCAACUGCUCUGUAGCAGCUUGCCCUGGGUGCCUGAGACUAAGGGGAACAAACGCUACCUAAGAGCCAGCUGGAGCACCCUGUAAUGCGAGCCGUCUGUAGUGAUGCCUGGUGCCGGAAAAUGACGUCAUAUUCCGGUAUCACUAAACUGCGUGCAAGGGAGCAGUGAGGAGCAGGAAGAAAAUGUCCAGAUAGAUCCCCACUGGACUCCAGGAAAUGAUGUGUGUGUGUCGGUCUGUGUUGCAAUGGCCACAGCUGGACAGUGGCGUACCUGGAGGUGCACGGAGGCAAGCAACGCCACAUCACAUUCCGUUGUGACGUUGACGUGCUCCACCUUCGCAGGAUUGCAAGAAGUAGUGGGAUGAUCCGCUUUGGCACAGGGUGUGGACGGCACCAGAGUCAGGACUCCGGAGUCGCAUACUUGCAGCGGCAAGGCAAGUGGAGUCUGCUUGUUGGCUAGAGGGAGGUGCUGCUGGCAUUUAGUAGUGAGGACUAGGAUUUAGUAUACGAUGGUGGACUGAUAUUUCGGAUAUAGGGGGAUGCUGUUUUUUUAUAUAUAUUUUGGCUCGUGCUAGACUUUGAGUUUGACAUGAUUGCUCUGUCUUUGUGUAUUUUUAAUAUUUUAUGUUUUUAUGCACAGUCAUGCUGACUAAGAAAUCCAUGGGCAUGUUGUGUGAGUGUUAUGGGCGUGUUUGACUGUAACCAUGAUGUGUAUAAAAUCAGACCAUCUGGCCAGAAUAAAAUAUUCCUUUUGUACCCUUUAUCAAGUCUAGGCUGAUGUUUAGGUAGCCCAGAGCUUUAAUCACUGCUUCAAUUGGGGUUUGGGAGAACUACAGCGAUAUAAUCAGUAUAGGGAAUCCGAUACAGUUACCAAGGUAACAGGUAACACUGAUAAUUUGUACACAUUUAUGACUGUAGUGUCUCAUUCUGAUAUGCGAAGUCUUCCUGAAGUACAAUCUAAAAGUUUGCUUUCUCUCUUUUUUUUUUUUUUCUUGUUUAAAAUGCUCCAUCAGAAGUAUUAGCCACAUUUGACCGCAUCAAAAGAUGGCAUCCUAGGAAAAUGGGACAUCUGUUGCUAGACAGCUACUAGAAACGUGUUUUUGUAAAUGCAUUGAUGUACAUUGAUCGCAAAGAAAGGUAACAUCUAUGAACCAGACAUUAAGUUUUUGCUAAUAUUUUUUUUUAUGUUGUCUGUGUACAAUUGUAAUCAAAAUUAUUCAAACUCUAUUGAAAAUAAAGUUUAUUGUUAAAAUUUACAGACUUUCAGUUGUUUGCAAUUAACAAAUAAAAAAAAAAGCAAUUAAAAUAGCUCCACACAACAUAUGCUUGUGUUUCCUUUUGCUGCCCCAUCCAGGUAGUGUAACCAGUCUUCCUUCAACUUGAACUUGUGAAUUAUGCUUCCAACGGUGUCUAUAGGAACAUUCUGUGCCUUUGUGAUCUUUUUGUAUCCUGUUCCUUGUUUGUGAAGAGUGAUGAACUCUUCUCUUAACUUUGUGGAUCAUUCUUUUAACUCAGCCAUAUUUCUAACAGUCAAAUGUGACACUCAACAAAUCCCUAGCCAGUACAGGUAUUUCAAGUGUUCCAGCUCAGGCACACCUGGUGCAACUAAUGAAGCACUUGAUUAGUUGCAUCAGGUGUGCUUGAAACAACAUCUCUUUUGCAUAUUUGUGCUGUUGUGAGGGAUUCUAUUCAGGGGGUUAAAUAAUUUUGAGACUGGAGCAGUCAUUAUGAGUUGCAUUUUCAGUUGAGUUUGGGGAAACCACUUGAAACAUUCAUUGUUUUGAGCUAUUUAAUUUGCUUUUGCUUGAUUUGAUCAUUGAAAACAGCUGAAAGUCUGAAAAAUUGUGACAUAAACCUGUCUUUCAAUAGGGGUUGAAAAAUUUGGAUUAUAACUGUAUGCAUUAUCAAUGUAUAACAAUGAGCUGUACAAGGAUAUGACAAACCUAAAGUAUAUAGAUUUGAUAGGACUUCGUGCAUACAUAAUCACAAACAAAAAGCAUAUUUAUGUUAUAUUAUAGAGGCUUUCCCACAGUCUAUUCUAUAAUGUUGGUUUUAUUUGCAGGAUGUCUGAGAAAGCCACAUAUGGAUCUCUUCAGCAAUCUCUGAGACGGUGUUUCGAUGCUAUUGAACAGCAGCAGAAAGAAUGGAAAAUUGCCAUCCAGGAGUGUGAGCCAUUAGUUGCUGCUUUGAGUAAUCUGUCAGAGCAGCUGCAAGCAUGUGAAAAAGUCAAUUUGCAGAACAGCCCUUUAAAUGAAUUUCCUGAUCUUCAGGGACGUCUCCAAUACAAACUUAAGGCAGCAAUGGAGGUUACUCUAGAGAAGCUGAAUGAAAAAAUGUAAGAUUGGUACCUCCAUAAUGUUCAUUUUGGUGUAGAGUAGUAGUUACCUGUAAUAGUAUUUCUAGUGGUUAAAGUUAACUGAAUAAAGGAAUUUAGAAAUGCUUGGAAAAUACAUAAAUAAAUGGAUUAUCUUGUUAAUAAAUUACACCCUAUUUUUUUUUUAAAAUAGAUUAUGGCCUUGAUUUAAAGGGACAAUAUAGCUACUUGAACCACUGCAACUUAAUGUAGUGGUUUUGGUGUAUAUAGCAUGCCCCUGCAGGCUCAGCAAUGUAAAGGCAGUGUACAUUGAUGCUGCUUUUUAUUAGAGGGACUCUAUGAGUUAGGUAGGAGACGCUGAAUUCUCCCUAUAGAGAUGAUGCUGAUUGGCACAGGGUGGCUUGAAGAUCUCGAGACCAGUGCGGCGAUGGAGACAAGCUACGCUAAAUACAUUUUACUCUAUUCUGACACCUAAAUAGCCCAGCAAUAUAGUGUUAUCAAUACAUGGUUUUUCCUUUAAUAUUUUUGGAUAAGCUUUUUUUAGGAAUCCACAUUUGUUUACGUAACCCCAGAGUCUUCCUUUAACUUGCCUGUAAGUAGUCAAACUGUUUAACAGCCUACCUGUGCGCUGCAAGGCAGCGGUCACCAACUGGCAGUGCAGGGCUUAGCUCUUUGGCUGAGAGCAAUCUGCUGAUGUCCUCAGCCAAUAGGUUGGCCCCGCACAGCAGUGUUUAACUCUAGAGAGCUAACAGAAGGAGUUUCAGCUCUCAAUGGAGCUGGAGACCAGCGACUGGCAAACUCCAGGUAAGUUGUCAAACCAUUGGCAAACGGUUUAACUACUAACAUGGGAGAGGGGUGUGUGCAUGGACACUCCUGGUACCAUAACCACUGCAUCAUGUAGUGGUUAUGAUGCUUAGAGUAUUCCUUUAAUUAGAUGUCAUUAUUUAGGUAUGCAUUAAGGAGUGUUCCUUUUAACAGCAUUACCAAAUCUGUCUUUGUUAUCUUCCAGAAUACGUGGUACACAGGCAAAAUAAAUUAUAUAUUGGAAAAUAAGUAUGGGGUGAGGGUUAUUAUUAUUAAUAAUAAUAAAAACACACACAUACACUAAUUUGGUAAAUGUUGGAUCUGGGACAACUAACAAGUCUACAGCAAAUGUUCGGUCAUAACAAACAAACUGUAAAAAUUAGCGAGUUCCAUUUUAUAACUCUGUUCAAUGUGUUGGCACAUUUUAAUUGGCAGAGGAACUCUGGCACUGCUUUUUAUUCCUGUCCAGCAGUGAGGUCAUGAAUAAUGUUAUUUAUCUUUGUUACUGUUGCUUGGUUUAUUAUUUAUUUACAGGAAACAUGAAAUUAACAGUAAAGUAAGUUUUAUAUUUUGUGCAAAACUAGCUCUAUUGAAAAUUUUAUAUGGCUCCUUGAUUAUUGGAAAAUUUGUCAAUUAUAUAUAACCUAAGAUUUCAUAUUUUUUUUUAGGUCUAUUCUGCAAAAAGUAAGAGAUGCUGUAAGCCACCAUGUUGGGUCUGUGCUGUACAUUUAUGAAGUGAAUGCAGAUGAUAUCGGCAUUGAAACCUGUCUCAUGCGUUCUAAUCUCAGUCCUUCAAUAGCCGACAUGCUCGAGUGGUUACAGGACAUAGAGAAACAGUACAGAAACCAGUAUCCUUUAUAUUAUCUGUCAUCCUUUUUUAAAGUGAAUGUUUCGGUUACAAACUGCAGUUAUAAACCAACAGGAUUAUUUACUUAGUGAGAAUUCAAAGUGAAUUUCAAAUAUAAGGCUGUUGUAUUCAAACUGACAGCAUAGCUAACUUAGAUAAUUUUUUCAGAUCCACUAUUUUGACCUUAAAGGAACACUAUAGUCACCAAGGUUUUAACCCUUCAGAUGUAAACUGCUAUGUUUACAUUGCAGGGUUAAUCCAGCCUCUAGUGGCUGUCUUCCUAACAGCCGCUAGAGGCGCUUCUGCGACGCUGGAUGCAAAAAUCGCAUUCAGCGAGCAGAACGUCCAUAGGAAAGCACUUGGGAGCUGACGUCAGCGAGGGAGGAGAGGUCACCAGUGCCGAGGGAACCCGGCGCUGGAUAAAGGUAAGUGGCUGAAGAGGUUUUAACCCCUUCAGCCCAGCAGUAGGGGGACCUAAUAACCCUACAGUGCCAGGAAAACGAGUUUGUUUUCCUGUCACUAUAGUGAUCCUUUAAUUUGAAAUUCACUUUGAAUUUUCACUUUAAUGAAUAACAUUGCUAAAUAACCUUAAAAUUUAAAAGUGUGUGUGUUUUUUUAAUUUUUUUAUUUAUUUAUGCAUACACUAUUGAUGUUCCAGGAGGAUUUGCUGCAGCUUUCUAGGCUUUGCAUUCCUGCUGUGAGCACUGAUCAACCAGUAAGUCACUCACACAGUUUGUUUAGCAGUGUCAAGCGUAUUCCAUAAACAUUUGUGUCAGCAAACCUAAGUUUGACAUCAUGGUGAGUAGUAUUGUUUUUGUUUUUUUAAAUAGAGAUGAUUAAAAUCAUCUACAUACAUAACUAUAACCUAGCCUAACGUGCUUGGAGCACCCUUUUAAUAUGCAAUAGGUAGUAUUUGUGCUUGCUGAUCCAAUGCAUGGAAUAUGCAUUAGUACUCCCAUUUUAAACAAGUGAUGAAGUACAGGGUAGAAUGUUCCCUCAGGGAAGUUAUGACUUCAUGAGAUUGAGAUAAUCAAAUUAGUAACAGGGUAAAAAAAGAAAUGAAAACACAUGCUCUUUUUAUUGCUCCGGCAUCUGUGUUUGUCUACUAGAUUCUUAACACACAGUUAGAUACCUGGCAAGGAAGCUUCUCCUUGAAGUGAGCUAUGAUCGUCUGGCAGAAAUUAGAAAUUUGUCACAGUCCUGGAGCAGAUUAGAAGAUAAGUCAUUAUCCAGACAACAGCUCGUAGAAGGUACUAUUUUAUUUAAUUUGCAUAAAUGUAUAAAUUCAGGGAUACACAAAAUAAAGUGGGGGGGUGAGAUAUCAAUAUUUUGAAGAAAAAUGUUGAAAUUUUAAAAUAAAGGCUAGAGGUAGGGUAAAGGUAGAAAGCACCCCAUCACCUAUAAUAUAAGAACAGAUUUAGUCUCUUGGUACUGAGCAUUUAGUGAUUUUGUUUCGAUCUGAAGUUUGCCUGGAAUCUCAGCCAACAUGUCAAGAAUUUUUUUUUGUAUUUUCCAGUAUGUGGUGUUCAGACUGAGCAUGUAAUGAAGCACCAUCAUACAAACAGAUGUUUUGUGUAGGAACACAUAACAGAUUUGGUUAUUCUUAGAUAAAAAUAAUCCUUGUUUUAAAUUGUUUCUGUGCAGCUGCUAACUAAUCACUGGACAGUUUCUGCUUUCUCUUACUAGAGCUACACUACGGGUAAGAUUGUAGAAGUAGCACUCAAAGAAUAAAAGGUUGACAAGUGGUACAGCAGUCCGUAAACCCCAUCUCUGUUUCCGCUUGGUGAUGUAGUAUACUGUACAGAAAGGAAACCAAACACACACGUGAUAUAUACAGCUUGAUCUUUGUUUUUUGUUCGGCAGCCAAGUCAGUAGAAGCGUAUAUAUAGGAACAUGUUGCUAAAGUAUAUGCUGUUACAAGGAUCUACCUGUUUCUCUUUCCCAACAUCUUAUUCAUUAUAUUUGCAGUUAUCGCUCAAGGUUCCUGAAGCCCUUUGCCCACCUCCUCUUUUUUUGUGUCACAGGCAGAUGCCAAAUUGUUCUUCCUCUUGAUUAUACAACAUUUUGUGUGCACAUGAUACAAAUAUCUUUUCCUGAUCCUCCUCACCUGACUUUACUCCCAUUCGCAGGAAUGAGGUAGUGACAUAAGGCAAGAAGGCUGUACAUGCUGGCAUCUGUUUUACACAGAAUUGACAUUAGCUAGCACUUUUUCAUAGAAACAAAAAUAUGCUAAAUACUGCAUAUACAGACUCCAGGCACCAUGACCACUUCAGUGUUUGGAUUAACUGUUUAAGAUGUUAGGACAGCCAGAUGGCCUUUCAUUUUAUUUUAUAAGCUACUAUGAAAUGGGCAGGCAAUGUAUAACUAAGAAGUGUUUGUAUGCUUUGUUCUGUCUCAGCCUAGAAAUUGUUUGUUAGUUUGAUUGUUGAGUUAUUAGAUUCUAGUAAUUGAAUAAAUGUUACCCUUUUCUCUUUUCAGAUACCUUAUUAUAUGUAUCUUUCUUCCGGGAAGCUGAGUGAUGACACGUUGUAUUUCUGACUUUGAGCUCUCAUGCUGACAGGAGACCCAUGCUUAACCUUUCAUACUGAUUGAUCAGGAUGUAUUUUGAAAUACAUUUUUAGAAUCUCAAGAACAACUGUCUUACCAGUUACCGAGCAUGGCAAACCAUUUUGCACCAGAUCAAUAAUGUCAAGAGCACACAUUGUGGAUAUAAAAUGUUUGUUUAUAUGUAUGUGAGUGUGAGUAUAUAAACUAUAAAAUCAGAUUUUAUUUUAACUUUUAUGCCUUUUGAUAAUAAAUUGGUUACGUUUACAGUUGCAAGAAAAAGUAUGUGAACCCUUUGGAAUGAUAUGGAUUCCUGAACAAAUUGGUCAUAAAAUGUGAUCUGAUCAUCAUCUAAGUCACAACAAUAGACAAUCACAGUCUGUUUAAACUAAUAACACACAAACAAUGAAAUGUUGCCAUGUUUUUAUUGAAAACACCAUGCAAACAUUCACAGUGCAGGUAGAAAAAGUAUGGCUUUAAUAACUGGUUGAACUUCCUUUGGCAGCAAUAACUUCAACCAAAUGUUUCCUGUGGUUGCAGAUCAGACGUGCACAACGGCCAGGAGUAUAUCUUGACCAUUCCUCUUUACAGAACUGUUUCAGUUCAGCAAUAUUCUUGGGAUGUCUGGUGUGAAUCGCUUUCUUGAGGUCAGGCCACAGCAUCUCAAUCGGGUUGAGGUCAGGACUCUGACUGGGCCACUUCAGAAGGCGUAUUUUCGUCUGUUUAAGCCAUUCUGUUGAUUUACUUUUAUGCUUUGGGUCAUUGUCCUGUUGCAACACCCAUCUUCUGUUGAGCUUCAGCUGGUAGACAGAUGGCCUUAAGUUCUCCUGUCUUGAUAAACUUGGGAAUUUUUCCUUCGAUGAUAGCAAUCCGUCCAGGCCCUGACGCAGCAAAGCAGCCCCAAACCGUGAUGCCCCCACCACCAUACUUCACAGUUGGGAUAUGGUUUUGAUGUUGGUGUGCUGUGCCUUUUUUUCGCCACAUAUCGUGUUGUGUUUCUUCCGAACAACUCAACUUUGGUUUCAUCUGUCCACAGAAUAUUUUGCCAGUACUGCUGUGGAACAUCCAGGUGCUCUUGUGCAAACUGUAAACGUGCAGUAAUGUUUUGUUUGGACAGCAGUGGCUUCCUCUGUGGUAUCCUCCCAUGAAAUCCAUUCUUGUUUAGUGUUUUACGUAUUGUAGGUUCGCUAACAGGGAUGUUAGCAUUUGCCAGUGACUUUUGUAAGUCUUUAGCUGACACUCUAGGAUUCUUCUUCACCUCAUUGAGCAGUCUGCGCUGAGCUCUUGCUGUCAUCUUUACAGGACGGCCACUCCUAGGGAGAGUAGCAGCAGUGCUGAACUUUCUCCAUUUAUAGACAAUUUCUUACUGUGGACUGAUGAAUAGCAAGGCUUUUGGAGAUACUUCUAUAACCCUUUCCAGCUUUAUGCAAGUCAACAAUUCUUGAUCGUAGGUCUUCAGAGAGCUCUUUUGUGCGAGGCAUCAUUCACAUCAGGCUAUGCUUCUUGUGAAAAGCAAGCCCAGAACUGGUGUGUGUUUUUUUUUUUUUUUUUUUGUUUUGAAUAUUUUUAUUGUGUGCAUAAUAUAAAGUCAUACAUCAAAUUGAUUUGUAAUAAAGCAAGUGAUUGCCCACGCAGGGGCUUAGGCAUUGGUUUAACACUGCAUAUACAUUUGGUUGCCUGCGUAGAGGCGGAUUUGUCCUAGCUUGUGUUUUUUGUUCACAGUGGGUUGCUUUGUGUUGUACUGUGUUACCUUUUUAGUUCGGUUAUAGCAUUAAUUGAGUGUUUUAAGUUAACUGGUGUGUGCCAGAGCUACGUGUUUGCUAGUUGGUAAAUGCAAAUUCUCGCCUGUGCAGAGGCAAGUAAAUCAGCUUGCUAAUUGGAGUCAGACUUUAAGCGAUAAUCUAAGAUAUAAAAACUUUUUCAACUAUCUGGUUAGGGCUCUAGACGUACGCUACCGCUGUGUUUAAAACUUGGCUUUUAACUAUUAAACAUUAGUAUGCACGUGGCUGAGAGCCUUAUUUGUGGUUAAUAUUUUAUGGCAUAUGUUUCUUGUCAUUAAUUAAGCGUUGAUAGUUAGCGCGGUGUGAAGUAGCUAUCAGCAUUGCGACUUUGCCCUAUCAACUGCACAUCAGGCAUGCUGCGAAAUAUAUGUACCAAUGUUAAAGAUUGUAUCCUAUGUACAGCUGCUUAUGCCCUUGUAAAUAUUAGCGUGGUUAGCUCUAGUAACAUGAAUUUACACUUUUACCAGUCAGAGCGUUUGUGACUAUGUUAAGGCACAGUAAUAUAUAGUGCGGUAAUCGAGCGAUUAGGUAGGUAGUAUUAAAUAACCCUGACAGUAUAUACGCUGCUACAUUGAUUUCACAGAGUAGUUUUUCAGGCCUAGUAACAUACAAUGCAGUAAUUAGGCAGGUAAAUAGGCAGUAUUGAAACAUGUAAAAUGUAGAAUAUUGCAUAUUCUAUGUUUCUAUUGAUUAUAUAUAUAUGGAUGUGUGGAUUGACAUAAGUAACAGAUGGUAUCAAUAAGUCACAAGGCUUUCUUUGUCCGAGAGCUCUGGAAUGUGGGUGUGGGGGUCUUGUCCUUAUAUGGCUAGAGUUAUAUGCUGACGUUAGUAUUAGCACAUCUAUAUAGUAACAGGGGGACACGAGGUCGCUCUCAGUCUCGGUCUUGGCUUGGCUCUGUACAACGAUGUAACUCUCCCAAAAGAAGUCCAGCAAUUACCAUCUGCUGUUGAAUGUACACUAUCCUGUAACAUUUAUUAUGUUUUAUUAUGUAUCCGUAACAAAGAAUAAACCUGAAGAAACCGUAAGUCAGAUUGCGUAUUACUACUUUUCAAUAAUAUAGACAUAUAUUAUUGUGGCGAGCAUUUG
Molecule: messenger RNA, 12482 nt
Organism: Pelobates cultripes (western spadefoot toad)
Lineage: Eukaryota; Metazoa; Chordata; Amphibia; Anura; Pelobatidae
Source: the annotation of a GenBank genome assembly